AUGCGGACAGCCUGGAGAAAUACGUGCGCUCCGCCGAGGUCGAGGCCGUGGCUACCCGGAUCAGGUCGGACUGUGACACACCCCGUGGCAAGGAGAAGGUGUGCCGGGCUUUCCGAGAUCUCAUGGAAGCAUCCAGUGCGAGCACGUUCAUGGUGCGCCUUGGGUCGUACACAGACGACGAGCUGA
Molecule: messenger RNA, 186 nt
Organism: Ectocarpus siliculosus
Lineage: Eukaryota; Phaeophyceae; Ectocarpales; Ectocarpaceae
Source: the annotation of a GenBank genome assembly